Colletotrichum destructivum is the source of this 847-nucleotide messenger RNA. RefSeq names its product Putative Ubiquitin-like domain-containing protein. The transcript is spliced from 3 exons. Gene Ontology annotation, molecular function: ubiquitin-like protein ligase binding; protein tag activity. The record is from RefSeq and is a predicted model, not a curated record. Lineage: Eukaryota; Fungi; Ascomycota; Sordariomycetes; Glomerellales; Glomerellaceae. Gene Ontology annotation, biological process: protein sumoylation. Gene Ontology annotation, cellular component: nucleus; septin ring. The coding region runs from base 189 to 491 and encodes 100 amino acids.
CUCAAAGCCCGUUUACGAGAUACAACUUGACAAUCGCCCUGCCGUCUCGCCGAUUCUACAACUCUCACUAUUGCGAUACCGUGCUUUUUACGCGUCGCACCACACUACGAAAGCCUGCGCACUAACAGACCAUAUUUUACAAGUCGCCAGAUCGACUGUAAUCCAGCGUCUACUGCGCAAGUCACACAAUGUCUGGCGAACACGAGAACGGAAGCCCCUCUGCUGGCGGCCAGGAUGCCGCGCCCGCCGUCGAACACCUGAAUAUCAAGGUCACGGACAACAACAAUGAGGUCUUCUUCAAGAUCAAGCGCUCCACCAAGCUCGACAAGCUCAUGACAGCCUUCUGCGAGAGACAAGGAAAGGCUAUGAACUCUGUUCGAUUCCUCUUCGAGGGUCAGCGUGUGCAGCCGACAGACACUCCAGACACUCUUGAGAUGGCGGAUGGAGAUACCCUUGAGGUGCAUCAGGAACAGGUUGGCGGUUCCUCCUAGUUCAUGGACGACAAGAGGAGCGAAUAUUGCACGGCGGGAGGAGUCGAGGGAGCGAUGAACUUCUUUCUUUCCUAAGAAGCCUCUGGCCAUCGCGAAUGGCGUACAUGGAUGGAUGGCAAUUGCCCAGGGAGGCCAAACGAAGACAGCCAAUGAUGAUUAUGAUGUUCACCAUAUGCUUUUGUUUCCUCGUACCCCCCUCCAUUGCAAAGGACAAAGUGCUUAACAAGACGCCACGACCCGCCCUUCCACAAGCCGAAAUCAAAUGUAAAAUGCAAGCAGACCAAUGACAAAAGCUCCGACGCUUCUCGAUCCUCAACUCCAGCGGCCAUGAUGCUCUACCAAUCUGUUUCGUUUCU